UUUUUGUGUAUUCACAGAGAUGCUGCAGUUUGUCAGCAAUCAAGUUGGAGAGUUCCCGGACUUGUUUCCAGAGCAGCUGUGUAGCUCCUUUCCCGGUGGCGGCGGGGGCAGCAAUGGGGGAGGCGGAGCCGGGGACCCCUCGAUGCAGCAGCGGUCCUUCAGCCAGGUCCCUUUACCUGCCUUCUCUCCCUCGGCCGCUUCCCCCCAGGCUCCAGCCCUGCAGGUCAAGGUUCCCCCCAGCACGGUGCCCACCCCGCCGCGGGCAGCUCCUGUUCUUCAGCCCCGCCCCCAGCCCCAGCCCCAGGCCCAGCUGCAGCAGCAGACGGUGAUGAUCACCCCGACGUUCAGCACCGCUCCGCAGACGAGGAUCAUCCAGCAGCCUUUGAUAUACCAGAAUGCGGCGACCAGCUUUCAAGUCCUUCAGCCUCAAGUCCAAAGCCUAGUGACAUCCUCCCAGGUGCAGCCAGUCACCAUCCAGCAGCAGGUGCAGACGGUGCAGGCCCAGCGGGUGCUGACGCAGACCGCCAAUGGCACGCUGCAGACCCUCGCCCCGGCCACGGUGCAGACAGUCGCCGCCCCCCAGGUGCAGCAGGUCCCGGUCCUGGUACAGCCUCAGAUCAUCAAGACAGAUUCCCUUGUUUUGACCACACUAAAGACAGAUGGCAGCCCUGUCAUGGCCGCAGUCCAGAACCCAGCCCUCACCGCCCUCACCACCCCCAUCCAGACAGCUGCCCUUCAAGUACCAACUCUGGUGGGCAGCAAUGGGACCAUUUUGACCACAAUGCCUGUGAUGAUGGGGCAAGAGAAAGUGCCCAUUAAGCAGGUACCUGGGGGAGUCAAGCAGCUGGAGCCCCCCAAAGAAGGAGAAAGGCGGACGACACACAACAUCAUUGAGAAGCGGUAUCGCUCCUCUAUCAAUGACAAAAUCAUCGAGUUGAAGGACCUGGUCAUGGGGACAGAUGCCAAGAUGCACAAGUCUGGCGUCCUGAGGAAGGCCAUCGACUACAUCAAAUACUUGCAGCAGGUCAAUCAUAAACUACGCCAGGAGAACAUGGUGCUGAAGCUGGCAAAUCAGAAAAACAAGCUCCUGAAGGGCAUCGACCUGGGGAGCCUGGUGGACAAUGAUGUGGAGCUGAAGAUCGAUGACUUUAAUCAGAAUGUCCUUCUGAUGUCCCCUCCGGCCUCCGACUCAGGCUCCCAGGCUGGCUUCUCCCCCUACUCCAUCGACUCGGAGCCAGGAAGCCCUUUGCUGGAUGAUGCAAAGGUCAAGGAUGAGCCGGACUCUCCUCCCGUAGCGCUGGGCAUGGUGGACCGCUCUCGAAUUCUGCUGUGUGUCCUCACCUUCCUCUGCCUCUCCUUUAACCCCCUGACUGCCCUGCUGCAGUGGGGAGGGGCCCACAGCUCUGACCAGCACCCAUACUCGGGCUCCGGCCGCAGCAUCCUGUCACUUGAGUCAGGUUCUGGGGGCUGGUUUGACUGGAUGAUGCCAACGCUCCUCUUAUGGCUGAUAAAUGGUGUGAUUGUCCUGAGCGUCUUUGUGAAGCUGCUGGUCCACGGUGAGCCGGUGAUCCGGCCACAUUCACGCUCCUCAGUCACCUUCUGGAGACACCGGAAGCAGGCAGACCUGGACCUUGCCAGGGUAAGUUCUGCAGCCGAUAACUCAGCAACUUCUAUUGAAUACCCCAGUGUAUAAAAUCCUAUGGUAGGU
Molecule: messenger RNA, 1708 nt
Organism: Leptonychotes weddellii (Weddell seal)
Lineage: Eukaryota; Metazoa; Chordata; Mammalia; Carnivora; Phocidae
Source: RefSeq, a predicted model, not a curated record